AUGUGGUCGAAUUGCGAGCAACGCCUUGGGCCAACGGAGUGUUACCACUUUCGGUGCGUUUGCCAGAUGGACUUUGUGUACAGCGAGCGCGUCAAACAAUGCGUGCAUCGUUAUACCCCAGAAGGAAGAGAGGUCGUGCUGCCGCAAGACACUGGAGCCACCUGCUACUUCAAUGAGUGCAGUGGCAAAUUCACAGUUUGCUCAGAUUCCAAGUGUCUUUGCAUCCCUGGUUUCAUUUAUCUUGCGGGUCAAGGAACAUACGGAGGUUGCCAGCGAGACCCUAAUCUUUUUCCACCCGACCAGCAGUGGUCCCAAAGCGACGAUCUGCACAGGUGGCAGGAGCAACAGCAGCAGCAACAGCAGCAGUAUCAGCAGUCAACAACCCCUUCGCCUGAAAAGUCUCAGUCCUCGUGCAGUCGGCAUCCAAAGUGUUCAGGAUUGGCUGGAGAUUGCUGCCCCAACGAAUUGGGAUUGAGCUUGGCAUGCUGCAACAAAUAG
Messenger RNA from Durusdinium trenchii, 498 nucleotides. The record is from the annotation of a GenBank genome assembly. Lineage: Eukaryota; Dinophyceae; Suessiales; Symbiodiniaceae.